AUGUCUACUGUCACGUCCGAUGCCCCUGUCGCCAAAAUCCCGCAGGUGACGGGUAUGCGCAAGAAUGGCAAGCAAUGGCACGAGAACAAGAAGGCCUUCCGCCCCACAGCAGGCCAGACGUCGUACGCAAAGCGCCAGGCCAAGGACCAAGCACUCGCCGUCGUAAAGGCACAAGAGAAGGAGAUGAAGGAAGAGAAGGAGGCCGAGCGUCAGAGACGUAUCACAGCACUCAAGGAGAAGCGCGAGGCAAAGGAAGAAAAGGAGCGCUACGAGAAGAUGGCUGCCAAGAUGCACCAGAAGAGAGUCGACAGACUGAAGCGCAGAGAGAAGAGAAACAAGCUUCUCAAGUCAUAG
Messenger RNA from Aureobasidium uvarum, 354 nucleotides. The record is from the annotation of a GenBank genome assembly. NCBI's taxonomy places the organism in Eukaryota, Fungi, Ascomycota, Dothideomycetes, Dothideales, Saccotheciaceae.